Messenger RNA from Diospyros lotus (date-plum), 1410 nucleotides. RefSeq names its product acireductone dioxygenase 2-like. Bases 157 to 912 code for a protein of 251 amino acids. The record is from RefSeq and is a predicted model, not a curated record. Gene Ontology annotation, molecular function: acireductone dioxygenase [iron(II)-requiring] activity. The transcript has 6 exons. Lineage: Eukaryota; Viridiplantae; Streptophyta; Magnoliopsida; Ericales; Ebenaceae.
GCCGUGGCAUGGAGCCGGUCUAUUUCUGGCGGGGCAUCAUCGUCUUUCCAUGCAUAUUAUAUAUGCGUUUUUGCGGCAACAGAAUUCAAACGAGUUUCUUGCGUUUCCUCAGAGCUCGCAGAAGUUUCAGAGAGAGAGAGAGAAUUUUAGAGAGAGAUGGGCAGUUUCUGCAAGGAUUACGUGGGGGAAAUCAUUCAGGCAUGGUACAUGGAUGACAGUAAUGAAGAUCAGAGGCUCCCCCAUCACCGCAAUCCUGAGGAAUAUGUGACUCUAGAUCAACUUGCUGUAGAACUAGGAGUACUCAGCUGGCGAUUAGAUGCUGACAACUAUGAAACGGAUGAAGAGCUGAAAAAAAUUCUCCAAGCACGCGGAUAUUCCUACAUGGUUUGUCGGGCAUCUCUUUAUCAAUCUAUUGUUCAUCUCUCUCUCUCUCUCUUCUUCUCUAUCAAUCUAUGUGACUCUAGAUAUAUAGAUUGUGUUCCCAUCGCAUGCAUCAUUCGAUCAAAACUGAAGCCUCAAGCUUUGGUUCAGGACAUGAUUGAGGUUUGCCCAGAGAAGUUGCCAAAUUAUGAAGAAAAGAUCAAAAAUUUCUUCGAGGAACAUCUCCACACUGACGAGGAGAUCCGUUAUUGCAUUGCAGGAAGUGGCUACUUCGAUGUGAGGGGUUGUGAUGAUGCUUGGAUACGAAUCUGGGUAAAGAAAGGGGCGGUGAUUGCCCUUCCUGCUGGAAUUUACCACCGCUUCACUCUGGAUACAAACAACUAUAUUAAGGCAAUGCGGCUCUUUGUUGGUGAGCCAGUUCGGACUCCAUAUAAUCGGCCCCAUGAUCAUUUGCCUGCUAGGAAAGAGUAUGUUGAAACUUUUGUACAGAAAGGAGCUACCAAUCAAGCUGUUGAUGCUGCUGGUGCUUGAAACAUGUUAAUCCUAUAGAAAGGAGCAACCAAUCAACCAAUCAAACUUUUGUAUAGUUCUUUCUCCCCAUAAGCCUUUUAGCUACCCCCUGCCUCCUUUUCCUCCCCAUUCCCCUUGCUGCCCCGUCUCUUUCUUCCUUCCUUAUUGUGUCGUGCUUGUGGGUUUUCUGAUGACUCUGUUUAUUUAGCUUUUCCUUCCGCUGCGAAAUCAAUUGGUCUACUACCAUGGAUUUAGACCGCCUGCUCUUGCCUCCUUCCUCUCCAGGACGAGGAUGUCUUUGUUGAUUGGAGGCCUUUGCAUGUGAUGGGCUUCCAUAGAGUUGUUUUAGUAUUCUUUUUGUCCCUUUCUCUCUUUUAAGGAGGCGAUUUAUUAUUAUUUGUUUCUCUCUGUUUCUUUCUACCUCGUAUGUUCGAGGUUUUUCAGCUAUAGUCAUGUAGCUCUCUAUUGUUUCUUGUUUAGCUUUUAUUCUCAGUUUAUAUAAUUUUCGUAUUUGCUGGA